UCCCUCCCGCAUCCCGAUUCACCCACUCAACCUGGCAAUCUGUUUUCGAAUGUUUUCGAUUCAAGAAUUGAAAUUUGUUGGAGGAUUACAGGUCUAUUAACUGAGAGUCAAUUCAGUGAUUUUUCUUUCCGCAAUAUUUUUAUUUCAAUUUUUCAAAAGGGGUUCGAUUAGUCGAAUCGAACAAUAUUUUCGAUUGUAUCUAUCUGGUCGCAUCUCAUGGUCGCAUCAAUGUUUUGAUCUGUCAUCUGUGCAUUUGUUGUGAUUUUUAAAAUACGAAACCCUUUCGAUUAUUCGUCACUUCAGAGUGAAAUGAAUCAAAAUAACUAAUUUCCUUGAUAUUGAACUAUAUAAUUUUGGGUUUGGAGACUCCAAUUGAGAUCAAGUAUUGUCGGUGGUUUUAAUGUAACCUCCACAACAAUGUCAGGGAAAACACUCUGUCGUCUAUGUGGGAGAAACGCCAAAGAGUAUGUCAACAUGUUCAGUGAUGAAGGAUUAAAACGAAAAUUGGGGAUUAAAACUGCCACUUGUUUACAGAUUCCUGUGUCGGUUUGUGAUGUUUUACCAACAAUAAUCUGCCACCGCUGCUGCGCCAGAUUAGACGACUCCUAUGACUUGUUCGAGAGAGCAUCGAAGGUCCAAGUAUUCUUGGAGAGCAUUUAUCACCCCAUAAGUGAGCUGCAGAUAAAAGAAGAUCCAGACUCGCCGAACCCAGAGAAAUUGGAGGAACUGUCACGGACAAAAUUAUCGAAAAAAGAUGGAAAGAGGAAAAAGGAUGUACCGUCCAAGCCCAGAAUCUCAGAAGCUUUUCAAGGCUACCCCUGGACUUGUGUUCUCUGCAGCUCCGGAGUCCUUGACUCACUUCAGGAUUUGUGUCAGCACUACACAAAUUCACACAAUCACUUGCCGAUUUUCAAAUGUAUCCACUGUGGAAGACAGUACGAUAGAUAUAGAAGCUUUACGAAACAUUGUAUGCUGCACCAGAGUACUAAAAAAUUUCAAUGUGAACUCUGUGGAAAAACGUUUAAUCAAAAGUCGAUGCUAAAUACUCAUGCGCUUGUACAUACUGAUGAUAGACCAUACCCUUGUGAAAUAUGUAAAAGCUCCUUUAAAACGAGCUAUGCGCUGGGAGUGCAUUCUAAACUCCACCUGCCAAUGGAGAAAAAAUCAAAAUUCGUCUGUGAACCCUGUAAUAGAAGAUUUACAACGAAAAGAGCCCUCGAGUGCCACGAAAAAAUGCACAAUGGAGAAAGAGAUUUUAUGUGUGAUGUCUGUGGAAAGUCAUUUGUAUCUAAAGGAUCUUUGAUCACCCAUUUCGAUAGUCAUUCUAAGGAGAAAAAUUACACGUGUAACAUUUGUGAUCGAGGCUUCAGGACAGAGAGACUUCUCAAUAAACAUUCCCUUUCCCAUACAUCAGUAAAACCGUAUGAAUGCGAAAUUUGUUUGAAAUCAUUCAGAACGAAAGGCACUUUGACAGCUCACACAAGGAUUCACACCGGAGUGACGCCCUACAAAUGUGAUGUCUGUGAAAAAAGCUUCAGAUACUUGCCUGUUUUAAUAGUCCACAAACGUCAACACACUGGAGAGAAGCCCUACACCUGUUUGAAUUGCAAGAAGAACUUUACGAACUCAGGAAAUUACAAUAAACAUAUGAAAAGAAUUCACAACCGUCUCUCGAUUCCUGAAAGCUCAAAAGACGACGAAUUAGAAACUAUAAUCGAAGAACAUGAAUUGAUGGAUAUGAAGGAAAUACAAUCAGAUGUUCUAAUAACGUGAAAGUUAUUGGUUUUUGGUAACGCAGAUUUUUCAACAAUGAGAUGUCAAAACAAACUUUGGAUAUGAAAUUAUUUUGAAAUUUCAUUGUUUCUGUAGUAAAUGCCACGAGAAAAAAAAAUAUUUUC
This is a messenger RNA of Diachasma alloeum, 1898 nucleotides long. RefSeq names its product zinc finger protein 93. Lineage: Eukaryota; Metazoa; Arthropoda; Insecta; Hymenoptera; Braconidae. Gene Ontology annotation, molecular function: zinc ion binding; RNA polymerase II cis-regulatory region sequence-specific DNA binding; DNA-binding transcription factor activity. The transcript is spliced from 6 exons. Gene Ontology annotation, biological process: regulation of transcription by RNA polymerase II. Gene Ontology annotation, cellular component: nucleus. Bases 418 to 1773 code for a protein of 451 amino acids. The record is from RefSeq and is a predicted model, not a curated record.